GAUCUACUCGUAGCUUCGUCGUUCUUUGUUUUGUUUCUUCCUGGUUAAGAAUUUUGGUGAGUGGAGAGAGUUGAGGAUUUGAUUGGAGCAGAUGGAAGCUCUGUCUUCUCUUACGUUCAAGGGUUCUGUUCCAGAGGCUAUAUUUGAAGCCAAAGGGCAGAAGAAGCUUUUUGUUGUCUACAUCUCUGGAGAGGAUGAAGAGUCGAAUAAGUUGAACAGAUUGACUUGGACUGAUGCCUCGGUGGCAGAGUCGCUGUCGAAGUAUUGUAUUUUAGUGCAUAUUCAAGCUGGAAGUGUUGACGCCACAAACUUCUCCGCAAUAUACCCAUAUUCAUCUGUUCCUUGUAUAGCUGCCAUUGGGUUCAGUGGUACACAAGUUUGGAAAAAUGAAGGAUUUAUCGCUGCUGAAGACAUUGCAUCCAGUUUAGAGAAGGCGUGGUUAGGACUUCAUAUCCAGGAAACAACUGCAAGUAUUUUUUCAGCAGCACUUGCAUCACAGAACUCAGAGAAACCUGCUUCUAGUGAUUCUAAUUUUGUCUUGCCUUUAGAAAGUGGUCCUUUAGAUGCAGCGGUUGCAUCUCCAUCGACAGCCUCUACUGUUCAACCCUCAGAGACAAAUUCAUCGGUGACAUCUGCAUCAACAAAAGAAAACAUUGAUGGCGCAGUUGCAGUUAAGGGCAAAGAAUCUGCUGAACCCAGUAAUUUGUGUGAUACUACUAAAAACCAGCCAGCACCCUCUGUUGAUGGAACUAAUGUUGAACAUGAAGCGACAGAUACCCCUUCGCAUGUUCAGGCAGAAAAGGAGCCAAUUCGUCCUGCAGCACCAGGAACCAAUGAUAAUUCAACCAGCGUUCGAUCUUCUGUUGAUAGAAAAAGGAAACAGGUAACCGUGAUAAACAAAGAGGAUAGUGGUCUAGGUGUAAGUGGAAGGGACAUUAAUUUAACAAAAUCUGUCGGUACAAAAGAGGCCAUGAAGCCAAAGGAUGAAGGAGGAAAGGAAGAGGAUGGAGAAAAAUCCAAAAAAUCAUCUGAUGUUCAUUUAAACAUUCGAUUGCCUGAUGGUAGUAGCCUUCAGGAGAAGUUUUCUGUGACAAGUAUUUUGAGAAUGGUCAAGGAUUAUGUGAACAGUAAUCAAACAAUCGGACUGGGUGCUUAUGAUCUUGCGGUUCCUUACCCACGUAAGGUGUAUAGUGACCAAGAUCUGGAUAAGUCUCUAUCCGAGUUGGGUUUGUUUGAUAGACAAGCACUUGUAGUGGUUCUGCGGAAAAGAGCAACCGUCUAUCAAAGAGGACCAUCUCACUCUGAGUCUAACAACAACACAGACCCUACCAAUGGCGGUUACUUUGCUUAUGUUAGAAGAGUACUGUCUUAUGCAAAUCCGUUUUCAUAUUUUGGUGGCGGUACUGCCAACGCAUCAAGCUCUGGUCCAGAACGUCAAACAAGACCAAAUGCGGAUCUGAGAAACAACCUGGGACAAGUGGGCUCCUCCUUUCAAGAUCCAUCAGAAGGUCGGAGCAACGUUAGGAAUAGGAGACCAACCACUUCUCGGAUUGGAAGUAACAUCCAUACACUGAAUCAUGAUGAAGAUGACACUCCAUUUGGUGAUGGAAACGCCUUCUGGAAUGGAAACUCCACACAGUACGGCGGUGAAGGUAAUGACAGGCGAUGAAGAUGAGAGAACUUGAAAUCCGUCUGGAACUAGUAACAGGAACAACUCUUAGUAUACUUUUCCGGUUUACUUUGUAUACUUCACUUUCUAUAUGAAACAUCUACAUGUUCCGAUCGAUAAGAUUGACCAACUAGAAAAUGAUUCCUUGAUGUUUCAGUUUUCAUUGAGGUUAAGAAUACCAAACAUUGAUUAUAUCUUGAUCGCGAACUUCCAUGCCGUCUC
Messenger RNA from Arabidopsis arenosa, 1891 nucleotides. The record is from the annotation of a GenBank genome assembly. NCBI's taxonomy places the organism in Eukaryota, Viridiplantae, Streptophyta, Magnoliopsida, Brassicales, Brassicaceae.